AGCGAAUGCGUUGCCGCAGUCCAGCGAUCACGCGGCGGACGGAAUGGUGUACCAACAUGACUACGAGAGGGAUCAGGCGGAAGAAAUCCUCGUUGUCGGAAGUGAAAGUGGCGGUGGUGGGCGCUCCUUCAGUCGGCAAAAGCGCACUAACCGUCCGUUUCAUCACGAAGAGAUACAUCGGAGAGUACGACCAUCAGCAAGAUAGUAAAUACAAACACGAGGCGAUGUUGGAUGGAGAACCAAUAUUGUUUGAGAUUUUGGAUACAUGCCCUAAGAGUAUAGACGAGUUGCCAGGCAACGACAUCGCGCAAUGGGCGGACGGUCUGUUCCUGGUGUACUCCAUCACGGACCGGGACUCCUUCAACUACCUGAAGAGAGCCAAGCAGAGUCUGCAGCCCGACAUCCCGAUCAUCCUGGUGGCGAACAAGGCGGACAUGGUGCAUUUAAGAUUGGUGAGCCCAGAAGAAGGAGAGAUCUUGGCGAAGGACUUCGAAUGCAGUUUCGCCGAGGUGGCGGCGGCAGAGCAGGUGAACCAGGUGGGGGAAGUUUUCCAUGAGCUGUGCCGGGAGGUGCUGGCUUUGAGGAGACGAGCCAAGCAUAGCCUGCUGGACAGAAUGCUGGGCUCCAAGACUGCGUACAGAGUUUACUCCAGGGGAAAAAGUGAUAGUGCUUUGCCCAAGGAUUAAAGUGGACAAAGAAAUUCAUAUAAUUAUGCUAUUCCAGAUUUAAGAGCCUUCUCGGACUGUAAAAGGACUGGACUAUGGCAAAUAGUAGGUUUAAUAUCGGUAAAGAGUGGUUUAUAAAAAACAAAUCAGAUUGAUAGAUGUCGUUACAACUCUAUAGCGUUAUAUGUCGUUACAACUAUAUAGUGAAACUGCGAAUAGAAAUAAAACAUGCUUGUGACUUCUGUGUGGACGCAGUAAGUACCUAUUCAUAUCUGACUAAAAUCGAUAAUUGAAUAAGUAUUUUUUAAGCAAUCUCGUGUGCUCAACCACUCAACACGUAAAAAAAGCGGCGACAUCGGUGAGUGCGGCUCUGCUAAGCCUGCGUUCACAUUUAAAAAGAUGGACGUAAUGCCGUGUUAUGUUAAUGAAAACCUCCUUACAUUACCGAAAAAUCAAUGAGAGCCGUUGUAACCCAGCGUUUCUGAAAAAAAAGGCUUAUUUUUCUAAGUACAGCCAACAGGUAAACCGCAUAGAAUGCGACGAAUUGCAAUUUUUAAAAAAAGGAAUAUAUUUUAGAAAGCAAAACUUAUUCCAGUUUCUGACAUCAUCAAUUCAAACAUCUGAU
Amyelois transitella is the source of this 1290-nucleotide messenger RNA. RefSeq names its product ras-related and estrogen-regulated growth inhibitor. Bases 6 to 686 code for a protein of 226 amino acids. The record is from RefSeq and is a predicted model, not a curated record. The transcript is spliced from 5 exons. Lineage: Eukaryota; Metazoa; Arthropoda; Insecta; Lepidoptera; Pyralidae. Gene Ontology annotation, molecular function: GTP binding; GTPase activity.